AUGGGUAGAUUCUCGCCGGACAGCUGGACGCCCGCGGUGAACGUGCUGACCUGGUAUUUGCUGGUGACGGCCGUUCUCAGCUUGUUGACUCGACUGGGCACCAAGUGGUGGAUCUUUCGCAAAUUGACCACCGAUGAUUACUGGAGCGUGGUUUCGCUGAUAUCAUGCGCAGGACAAUCGAUCGCGGUCUCCAUGGCCACGGCAAAUGGGUAUGGCGAACCCUACGACACUGUGUCUGACUCCAGCAUGCAGAAUAUCAUGAAGGCGCAAUACGCCGCCAACAUCCUAUUCAUCAUCAGCAUGUGCUUCUCGAAAUUGGCUCUGAUUCGCUUUGUUCGCGAUUUGACGCCUGCCACAUCCGACCGACGCUUUGCGGUCUAUCUACAAGUCUUGACCUCUCUGUGGGCACUGGUUGGCAUCAUCACGGCCGCCUUUCAGUGCAAGCCGCCGCGAACAUGGGACUAUAUGGAGGGACAAUGUUUUCGAAUCGAUGCCUGGUGGGACUAUCUUGGAGUGUCCAACAUCUUGACUGACAUGGGGAUCAUCGUGCAAGCCAUCCUGGUGGUCGCUCGCAUUCAGACGAACGUGAAGAAGAAGAUGACGUUGGGCAGCGUGUUCGCGCUGCGCAUCUUCGUAAUUGUCGCCAUCCUGUGCCAAAUCAUCUACGCGCGGCAGACGGCGAAUUCUACCAACAUUACUUCGGAUACGUGGCCCGUAGCCAUCUCGACGCAGCUGGCGCAAUGUUUCAGCAUCGUCACGGCCUGCUCGCCUCAAUUCAAGCCGUUCAUGGACAGCUUGCGAUCGACGGGGAUGCGUAUCGACGGGAUGACGCGAUACGGCACCUCGCAGAAGGGCUACGGAUCGCAAUCGGCCUCGCGCGCGGCGACGCUGCACAGCCGGAGUCGGCGUCGCAGCGAGGUCCACGAGCUGGUGCCGCUGCCGGCGAAGGACAGCCAUCAUCAAGCGACGGUGACGACGGCGGGCGGCGCAGGCGACUGGGAUGCGGAGAGUCAGACCAGUCAGUCGCGGAUCAUUCGGGAGGUUCGAACGUGGACGGUGACGGAUGCGCCGCGCAGUUCAGGGGGCGAUUCGCAAUAG
Messenger RNA from Aspergillus steynii IBT 23096, 1098 nucleotides. RefSeq lists its product as uncharacterized. The coding region runs from base 1 to 1098 and encodes 365 amino acids. NCBI's taxonomy places the organism in Eukaryota, Fungi, Ascomycota, Eurotiomycetes, Eurotiales, Aspergillaceae. The record is from RefSeq and is a predicted model, not a curated record. The transcript has 5 exons.